CUUAUCGUCCACUGCUAGAUGUACUGAUUUAAUGAAUCUCAGCAUGUCGAGUAAGUUGAUCGUAUGUGGAGUAUGCGAAUACCGCAACAUCAACAAACCCUCGGUAGUCUGGUGUUCGGAAUGCGACGAAGGUCUUUGCAAGGAGUGCCAAGAGCAUCAUGCAGCUUCAAAGGUUUCCAGAGACCAUAGUUGUGUACAAAUCUCCGAAUACCAGAAGCUUCCUGCCAAUAUACUGGAAAUUACUCAUAAUUGUCCAAAGCACAAUGAAAAAUACCAAAUAUUUUGUAAGAAACACGAUAGUCCUUGCUGUAGACGAUGCGUUGUUGAAUCACAUGAUCAAUGCGGUGGGUUAAACGCGAUAGAUGACGUCAUCCAAAAUGUUAAGUCUUCAAAUGCAUUCUUAGAGAUUGAACAAAUGCUUGUGGAGGUCUCGGAAAAUUUACAGAGAAUAAGAAAAGGUCGACAAGACAACAUUCAAAGUCUGAAGGAGAACAAGACCAAAAUUGAAUUGGAAAUUAAGGAGACACGAAUAUUGAUUAACGAUCAUCUCGAUAAACUGCAGGAAAGUCUGCUGAAAGAGUUGUAUGCCGCUGAGGAAAAGGAAAACAAGAAAAUCAGCUGUUUAAUAUCAUCCAUACAAGAGAAAGAAAUGGAGAUAACAGAAUACCUGACCAAUUUCGAUAAAAUAAAACAGCAUGCUUCAGACCUCCAGACAUUCGUGGCUAUGAAACACAUCCAACAAGACGUAUCAAAAAACGAACAAUUCAUAGAAUCCAUGUUAAAAGAAGACAAAACGAACAAUGUUACCCUUUCUUUUGAAAAAGAAAACACUUUCGAAAAUCUACCUACCGCUCUAAACAAGAUGGGAACCAUUAUCUUAGAUACCAGGUCAAGUAAUACAACACUAAUAAUACGGAAGAACAAACAAGCACAGAUAAUAGUGCCUACCACACAUGUUCCUACCGUUGAUGAUCUUAAACUAACUUUAAGACAGACGAUUAAAACAAUUGGAGAAAAUAUUACUGGUUGCUCCUUAUUACCGGAUGGCAGAAUGAUUUUUUCCUGCUAUUUUAGUGGGCAAAUAAAUGUGAUGAAAACCGACGGGUCGUUAGAUUUUACAUUACAUCCAGGAUCGUAUACAUCUCAUAUACACUUUAUAGAGGACAGUCAAAAACUUGUUGUAACAUCUGGCAUUGAAAAGUCAAUCACGACAAUAAAUAUGAAAGACAGAAAAACUGAAAAAAUGAUUCAAUGCGGGUCAUCGGUUUAUGGAAUAGUUCACAAAGAUGGACAAUUGUUCUAUAAUGGAUAUGACAGUGGAUUAUGUGUUGUAAGUUUAGAUGACGAGUCAGUGACACAUCUUGUUAAUGAUACCUUGCCUUCAAAUUGCAGCAUUGCAAUAUGGUCAGAUCAACUUUAUUAUAUAAACGAUGAUGAUUCAGUAGUAUGCUGUGAUCUUCAAGGGAAACUAAAAUGGAAAUCAGAACUCAAACCAUUUCUGCAAUGUGCACAAGGUAUUGCGGUAGACAAUCACGGACGUGUUUAUGUAUCAGGCUUUCAUUCUCACAAUGUCGUUGUUAUUUCACCAGACGGAAACAAACACAGGGUGUUGCUUUUAGAGAAAGAUGGUAUUAAAAAUCCACAAGCUUUGUUCUUUGAUCGAACAAAUAACAAGCUACUAAUUGCGAACAAAAGAUAUCAGGCAUUUCUUUAUGAUGUAUCAAAUUGUUGACUUGGUGCACGUGCAAUAUGCUCUUUCUAAAUAAACAGAUGAAAAUGUUUUGAAGUCUGAUAAAUUCGAUGUUUAUACGCUCAGACUUUUGCGUUUCUACAUAUGAUUAAGUCGUGAUACAUGUUAUUCCUCUACAGCAAUCAAACUUACAAAAUACAUAGAAGUAGCGAGAAUUAAUUAAAAAGUUAUAAAAAAAAGUGUCA
Mytilus trossulus (common blue mussel) is the source of this 1935-nucleotide messenger RNA. RefSeq lists its product as uncharacterized. Gene Ontology annotation, molecular function: ubiquitin protein ligase activity; zinc ion binding; protein binding. Bases 32 to 1732 code for a protein of 566 amino acids. Gene Ontology annotation, biological process: protein monoubiquitination. The record is from RefSeq and is a predicted model, not a curated record. The transcript is spliced from 2 exons. Lineage: Eukaryota; Metazoa; Mollusca; Bivalvia; Mytilida; Mytilidae.